This is a messenger RNA of Clunio marinus, 237 nucleotides long. The record is from the annotation of a GenBank genome assembly. Lineage: Eukaryota; Metazoa; Arthropoda; Insecta; Diptera; Chironomidae.
AUGUAUUUCGAGAAAAAGCAACUUGAGACAUUUGAACAGGAUAAGUAUAGGAUGAGAAAUAAAUCACGCAACGAUGUUUUGCUCAAGUCUCAGAGUGCUUUGCAUAAUUUAAUCAGUUGUUCAACAUCAACAUGUACAUAUAGUUCUCAUAAAAUCCUCAAAAAUUUUAUUGCUCUAUGCGACAAAACUUUUCAAACAUAUUCUAAUACUUGUAAUGCGCCACAAGAUGAGAACUAG